AUGUUUGGUAGUAUACUUCCCUCUCCCGUCAACAAGAAACCAAAACGUUGGAUACAUACAAUAGCGCAACGACUUCAAUUCACUCCAACUUCGAAUGAACAGCAAUACAACACAUUGACACAUCACUUCCAUGAUGCCACCAUCGUUGACGAUCUGGGCGCUUUCUACCCCGAGAUAUUCAACCCAGUUACGGCUGAUCGAGUUUCACCCGCAUCAUGCUUCACUUGUCACCCCACUCAGACAACGGCGGCCCAAAAGUGUCUUCAAUGUAAGAUGUUCUUGAAUGAUAGUCAAAACAGACUGGUCCUAGUUCUUCAACACCUCGCAUACUACAAGGAGAAACUGGACACCCUUGGACCAGUUGCUCAAAUCGAACUUGAGAGGCGAAUUGAUUGGCUUAAUGCUCGGGAGAAGGGAAUUAGACUAGGAGCUAAUCAGAUCAUCAACCGGCACAAUGAUAUUAGAGGUCAGUGGGCCCGAGAGCAGGUGGUAGAGUCUCCUUGGGGCGCAGAACCUCAAAUUACGCCAGAACCGCAACCAUAUGCAUCGCCGUAUGCAACUCUACCACCUGUCAAACCGAGCUAUCCCGAGCCUACUCUGCAGUCAUCUCAGGCCUGGAGACCUUAUGGCCCAUAA
Glarea lozoyensis ATCC 20868 is the source of this 636-nucleotide messenger RNA. RefSeq lists its product as uncharacterized. The coding region runs from base 1 to 636 and encodes 211 amino acids. The transcript has a single exon. Lineage: Eukaryota; Fungi; Ascomycota; Leotiomycetes; Helotiales; Helotiaceae. The record is from RefSeq and is a predicted model, not a curated record.